This is a messenger RNA of Nilaparvata lugens (brown planthopper), 3182 nucleotides long. RefSeq names its product glycerol kinase-like. Gene Ontology annotation, molecular function: glycerol kinase activity. NCBI's taxonomy places the organism in Eukaryota, Metazoa, Arthropoda, Insecta, Hemiptera, Delphacidae. The record is from RefSeq and is a predicted model, not a curated record. Gene Ontology annotation, biological process: glycerol-3-phosphate biosynthetic process; glycerol metabolic process; triglyceride metabolic process. Gene Ontology annotation, cellular component: mitochondrion.
GUUCUUUGGUAUUCCCGAAAAUAUUCUGCCCGAAAUAAGGAGCUCGGCUGAAAUCUAUGGCCACAUUACGUCAGGUGCACUUCUAGGUCUUCCAAUUUCGGGAUGUUUAGGUGACCAGCAAGCAGCUCUAGUGGGACAGAUGUGCUUUGAACAGGGUCAGGCCAAAAAUACAUACGGCACCGGAUGUUUCCUAUUAUACAAUACCGGUACACUGAUUGUGCAGUCAACUCACGGCCUGUUGACAACUGUUGGUUAUCAGCUGGGCAAAAAGGCACCUGUUAUCUACGCACUGGAAGGCUCAAUAGCUAUUGCCGGCGUUGCUAUGAGGUGGCUGCGUGACAACCUGCACCUGCUGAAGCGUGUGGAGGACUCAGCUGGGAUGGCGGGUCGCGCCCGCAGCACUGGUCACGUGGUAUUUGUGCCCGCCUUUUCCGGCCUCUAUGCGCCCUACUGGCGCCAGGAUGCUAGGGGUGUGAUCUGCGGCAUAACAGAGGAGACGUCGAAGGAGAACAUAGUGAAGGCGGCACUGGAGGCGGUGUGCUUUCAGACACGUGACAUCCUGGAGGCGAUGAACGCCGACUGUGGCAUACCCCUCACGAGGCUGCUCGUCGACGGCGGCAUGACAAUCAACAACUAUGUCAUGCAGACACAGGCCGACCUGUGCGGUAUACCUGUCGUGCGCCCGGUGAUGACUGAAACGACGGCGCUGGGCGCUGCUAUGGCGGCCGGGUGCGCGGACGGCAUCAAGGUGUGGGACAUCCAUAACAUCCACGCCGUGCCCAACGACACCUUCCAUCCAUCCAUCACCGAAGAUGCUAAAGACGUUCGAUAUGCCGCGUGGAAAAUGGCCAUAGAACGAAGUCUUGGCUGGGAUCUUAAGACUGUACCCAACGAUUCCAUACUUUCAGAUAUCAGCAACCAAAUAAUUUCAGCGAUUCCAGCCGGCUUUUUCAUUUUGACGAGUGUGGCGCUGCUGCACAUCGCCAAAAAAAUGAAAUGCAGAUGAAAGUGCCUCACAAAAGCCAAGAAUGAGAUGAAAAAGGCAGAACGAAGGCAGUAGGAAGAGAAAAGGAAAGAACAAAGUGCCACUUUGAUAAUAACCAGUGUGAGCUUGAACUAGUCCGUUUAUUUAUUGAGUAUUUAUUUGAUAUAUUUUAGGCGAAGCGUGUAUUUUGAUAGCUGUCAUAGAUUAGUGGAAAUAGGUUGUGCAAAACAACGCUUAUUAUAAAUUAUUGCUAAGGCUUAUUUUGUUUGUUUUAUGAGGCAGAAUUAUUGAUGAUCCAAUUCAAAAGGUAAUAGUUGGAAAAUUUAAAUUCUAGGAUUCGAUUCAUAAGGUUAACUGCCCAUUAGUUUGCAAAUACACAUUUCAAGAUUUGUUCCAAAAGGUAAUAGAUAAGGUUCUGUUAGUUUGAAAACUGCAAUUUUAGGAUCCGAUUCAAAAGGUCAACUGCCCAUUAGUUUGCAAAUAUACAUCUCAAGAUUCGUUUAUUAUAAAUUAUUGCUAAGGCUUAUUUUGUUGGGUUUAUGAGGCAGAAUAAUUAUGGUUAAUCCAUUUCAAAAGGUAAUAGUUUGAACAUUUAAAUUUUAGGAUUCGAUUCAAAAGGUUAACUGCCCAUUAGUUUGCAAAUAUACAUUUCAAGACUCGUUUCAAAAGAUAAUAGAUAAGGUUCUGUUAGUUUGAAAACUGAAAAGUUAGGAUUCUAUUCAAAAGAUUAAAUGACCAUUAGUUUGCAUAUAUACAUCUCAAGAUUCGUUUCAAAAGGUAAUUGAUAAUUGUUUGUUAAGCCAGGUUUACACGUGGGUGGGCCAUGUGAGUCAUGUUUCUUUUACCGUCCUUAUAGUUUAUAUUAGAUUGAACGUAACUUGGCAAAUACAUGAUGUGUUCAUCAUAAGUUUGUAAAGGUCUGUUUAAACAGGUAGAAUUUAUAAGGACGGAAAAAGAAGCAUUUUGUAGUUAACUCUGGUGUAAACGUGGCUCAAAUUGAAAAAAUUAACGUUAGGUUAAUAAAAGAAAUUGGAUUGAUUAAUGCCCGUAUGCAGAUAGGCUCAACUCACACUUAAGCGAUUCAGGUCGAGAAGAGACUCGACUCUAGUCGAGAGCAUGUGUUUCCAAGUGUCACUCAGACCAAUCGAUUCUAGUUUCGAGUUGAGCCAUACUCAGUUAAACGGAGAUAUGUCAGCUGUUCGUUUAAACCCCGAAUUUAAACGUGGUUUAGCGUUAAACGUUGGUGCAUAUGGCCGUUAUACAGUCGAAAAUUUAAAUGUAAGGUUCAGUUGAUUUCAAACUAUAAAUUCCAAAAGUUGAAAGAAUGUUCGUAUAAGUUGAUUUUAAAGCAGAAAAUUUUAAAUUUCAAGAUUUGAAAGAUUUAUGCCUGGUUGCAGUGUCGUCACAUAAAGUUAAAAACAGGCAAUUAACUCAUUUACGAAGCCAUAAAUUCACUUUCUGUUGCACAGAUGACAAAGUAAACUAUAGCUCCCAUAAAACUAAAAACGCCCAAUUAGACACAUGAUUUCGUUGCACAGUCGUCAGAAAGAGCUUAUUUUUGUCUCCAGUAGCUAAAAACGGUCAGUUAAGUUAUGGGCCCGAAGUCGUGCUGUUAAAUCCAAUAUCUACUCUCGCCAAAUGCAUUUUAGAGGUUGUGAUAGCUUUUUUUUUAAAGAUGUUUACGAAAAUCCAUCUGUAUAUAAGUAAAUUAUUUUUUCUCUCCCUAUGUUUUUUCAAGUUGUUUAUAGCCUCCAAAUCGCUAAAUAUGGUGAGAAAACUCGCCAAAAGCCAAGAGUCACCACAUUGUUCAUCAAUUUUAUGUGAGGUCUUUUAGGUCUGUUCACAGUGAUGUCGAUUGAAACUUUCCCGAUUCCAAGACAUUAGUUGGAUAGAAGUGUAUACGGAAAAACGUUAAUAGAUCUACAGUGUGACUUAUGUGUGAUGCUAAUUUGAGAUAUAGCUAAAUGGGCUUCGGCAAACGACUGUGCAAUGACCAACCAUUUAUGUCAGUGAUUUUAAACUAUGUCUCACUUAGCUAUAUUUGAUUUUAUGUAACAACUCUGCAACCGGGCAUUAGUUUUGUUUUUAGCAGAGUUUGUACAAAGAUUGAUCAGCAAAGUGAAAUUAAGUUUAAACGAUUAGCACUCGUUGAAUUGAAAUAAUAAUUGAUGUUAUUUAUAAGGAAUGUUAGAAGUUU